Pseudomyrmex gracilis is the source of this 2291-nucleotide messenger RNA. RefSeq names its product E3 ubiquitin-protein ligase TRAIP. The record is from RefSeq and is a predicted model, not a curated record. The coding region runs from base 524 to 1735 and encodes 403 amino acids. The transcript is spliced from 7 exons. NCBI's taxonomy places the organism in Eukaryota, Metazoa, Arthropoda, Insecta, Hymenoptera, Formicidae.
CCAGCAAAGAACUGCUGCCAUUCGACCAGCCGAACACACAAUUUGCACCGACACCCGAAAUGUACAAUCGGUGCAAACCAGCCGAAAUCGCUAUUAAAAUAUUUUACAAUAUGCUUUUUCAUAAGCAUAUUGUACGCACCGACUCUGUCGACCGACUGUGUUGACUGGGAUUGUCUACACCUGAAAAUAGAUGUCGCUACGAUAGUUCUUUUCUGGUUAAAGUCGAUGUAAAAGUCGAUUGAAUAACCGAUGUGUAUGCGACUUGCAGUAAAUACAAACAAACCUUGAUACGCGCGAUCGUUACUGAAUUUUACGUAUACAUAUUUUGGUGCAUUUUUUAAUUACAAAAAUGUGUGGACAAACAAAGCAGUCACAAUGACAUAAUAUCCCAGCAAAAUAUGAACAAUUUCGAUUUGAAACUGGCAAACCAAUUCAUCUAUUAGCGCAUAUUAUUGUUUAUAAUUUGCAUUGGGCGCAAGUUGACUUCUUGGCGGUUGAUCGUGAUUGUUAUGAAACGCUUAAAAUGAAUGUAGUAUGUGUGAUAUGUAGCAGCGACAUGGUGCUGGCAUGCAGCGAGAUCUUUAGUGCACCUUGUGGACACAUUUUUCAUCAUGAAUGCUUGAAACAAUGGCUUGAAAGGUCAAAGAGUUGUCCGCAAUGUCGCGAAAGAGCAACCAAGAACACUAUACACAAGAUAUAUUUCAAUUUUUCGAACAAUGAUAGUAUCAUAGAAGAUCCGUCGUUUCUGCAGCAAAGAAUUGAAAAUCUAAAUUUUCAGAUAAAGCUGAAGGACAGAGAAAUCGAUACUCUCAGAGCAAUAGAGAAAAAAUUAGAAAAGGAGACACUCGGCUUGAGACAGGAAGUUAGAAAAGUUGAAAGUAGUAUAAAGAGCAAAGAAAGCGCGAUUCUUGCAUUUAAGGAACAGCUUGAGUUUUAUAGACAUGAAAAUCAAGAACUCAAAAAAUUUAAUGAAGAAAUAAAUACCUAUAAGCAUGAGAUUAAAUUGUUGAAAAAAGAACUUGGUCUCUUAAAAAACAUUCAAAAUCUAAUAGAAACUUCUAUACCCGAGGUGGAUGCAAUGUUGGCAGAAACACAUGAUGCUAACACACUUGCCACAUAUGUAUCAGUAUUGAAAAGAGAAUUAAAACUUAAUCAUCAAAAGAGAACAAAACUUAGAGACAUGUACAACAUGUUACAACAAGAAAAGAAACAAUUACAGGAAGAAUUAAGAUUAGAAAAAAACACUUGCAAGGAGUUGAGAGAAGAAAAUCGACAAAUCUAUGAAAAACUUAACUUGACUAGUCGUGAAACAUUGUCAAAUGAAGAUCUCAAGGAGGAGGUGAUAGAGGUGAGAAAGGUAUUUAUGGAUACAAUAAAACUUGCAGAAGACAAAGGCUCAGUGAAGAGCAAAAAUACAGAUUCUAGCAAUACUUCAGAAAAAGAAAAAUUGCAAGAUACGUUCUUGAAGUGUUGUCCAAUAAAGCGAUCUAGUAAUCAUUUAAAGGUACCUUCUAUAUUGACAAAAAAGUCAAAGUUUAAUCAACCGAAUCAAAAGACUGUCAGUGACAAUAGUAUGAUGAAUUUUGACGGCUUUGGAGGACAUGCCAAAUACGAUAUAUUUCCUAGUCGAUCAUCUCGUUUGUUCGUGGAAAAAAACAAAGAAAAAGCAAAAAUAAAACAAUCAAAACUUGAUACCGGUGGUAAUAAAAAAAUUGAUACUAUAUUACUUUCGUAAAUUUGUAUACAAACGAUAUUCUUGAAAUUGUACUGAUAAUAGAAAUUGUAACGAUAUAAUUAACUGGAAUCUAAAAAGAAGUUAUUUUUUUUAAAUAAAAAAAAGUUGAUAUUUAUUUGCAACAAAAAUUAAAAUUUUCUCAUUAUUCGAUAUAAGAGAACAAACCAACGCAACUUGUAGACAAGUUGUUUUAACAUCAAAAUGUAUGUGACUUUAAUAGAUAAAUAAGAAUUUUGUAAUUUUGUAAUCAAAGAAAAUGAAUUCAGUAGUAGUUUUAAAUGUGCAUAAAAUUUGUAUUGCUACAAUCUUCGGAUGAGAUCAGAUGUAAAUCGAAAGAUUGGAACAGAAUGACGUAAAAUUUUAAUUGCAAACGUAUUAUAUUACAGGAAACAUGUCUACAUUUGAUGUCACAUUUGUAGCAGUUUUUAAAUUGAAAAAUUAUUCGAUUUUUAAGACUAAUCUAAAUUUCUUUAAUGUAAUAUAUGGUUUUCUUUAUUUUUCUAAUAUGAUGCUUUGUAAACAAAUGUCUGUUUGUGUAAAAGUUAUAUAUUUAUAC